AUAUAUGUUAACAAAGUAAUAUUUUUAACGAUGUCACGUUUGAUUGUGAAGAAUCUUCCAAAAAAGAUAACAGAAGAAAAACUUCGAGAAAUUUUUGGCGAAAAGGGCAUUGUCACAGAUGUACAAUUGAAAUAUACUAAAGAUGGAAUAUUUCGUCAAUUUGCAUUCGUUGGUUAUAAAACUCCUGAAGAAGCAGAUGCAGCAGUAAAGUAUUUUCAUAAAAGCUGUAUAAAUACUUCUAAAAUAACCGUCGAACUCUGUGCGGCUUUAGGUGAGUUUUAAUAAAUUUAUAUUAUUAAAAUAUUAUCUAUAUAUAUGGAAUCUGUAUCGCAGGUGACAAUGCAAAAGCCUCAAUCAUGGAGUAAAUAUGCUGCAGAUAGUAGUUCUUUUCAACGGAUAAAUAAAAUUGUUAAGGAAGUUAUAAAGUCGCAUGAUAAUAAAUUAAACUCAACAAAAGACAUUAAGAAAAAACAUGCAGAGGAGUUAGAAAACAAUUAUAGAAAAAGUAUAUUGCAGUAUAAAGAUGAUCCAUUAUUUGUUGAAUUUUUGGAAAGCCAUGCAUCUACAGGAAAUAGAUCUUUACAAGGUACUAAUACCGUUACUGAUUUCCUAAAUAAAUUAAAACAAAGUAAAGAACCAGAGGGAAAGAAUGAACUGGAAAAGAGCAGGUAUGUUAGUGAUGUAGAUAAUUCUGAUAUUAAAGAUAAUUGUGGGGAAACGCCUAAAGAGAAAAUUGCUGUUGAUGAUAAAAUUAGCGAUCUGGAAUACAUGAGGUCUUUAAUGAAUAAAAAUUUUUCUGAAACAGAAGAUGCAAUUAAACCUUUGUCUAAACCCAGAGAGAAAAUGGCUAAGAAAGUUAAAGAAAAAUUGGAUUUGUUUACAGUAAAAGUAAAAGGAUUGUCAUAUUCUAUGAAAAAGAAAGAUGUUAAAGCAUUUUUCAAACCAUUAGUUCCUUAUACGAUCAGACUACCUCCAAAAAUAAAAGGAUUUGCUUAUGUUGGGUUCAAAACUGAAAAGGAUAUGAAAUUAGCAUUAAAUAAAGAUCGCAGUUUUUUAUCUGGAAAACAACUAUUUGUAUAUGAAUAUCAUAAAAAAGAUUCAGAUGCAAAUACAGAUUCUAAUAAUGCUACAGAAGCUAAUAGAAAAUGGAAGCAACAAGAAGAUGCUCUAAAAUCAGAAGAAGAUAUUUCUGAAUCAGGUCGUUUAUUUGUAAGAAAUUUGCCUUAUACAAUUACUGAAGAUGAAUUGCAAAAACAUUUUGAAAAGUAUGGACCAAUUUCUGAGGUAAACUUACCUAUUGAUAAAAUAACUAGAAAGUUAAAAGGAUUUGGAGUUAUUACAUUUUUAAUGCCAGAGCAUGCAGUAAAAGCCUUUUCAGAACUUGACGGCACUGUAUUUGCUGGACGUAUGUUACAUUUAUUGCCAGGCAAGGCAAAACCUACACCCGAUGAGAGCACAGAAGGGCUAACAUUUCAGCAGAAAAAAGCUUUAAAAUUAAAGAAAAGCUCUGGAUCCAUUCAUAACUGGAAUACACUGUUUUUGGGCCAAAACGCAGUUGCUGAUGUUGUAGCAUCAAGUUAUGGCACAUCUAAAGAAGAUGUAUUAAAGGAAAAUGCUGCUGUAAGAUUAGCUUUGGGAGAAACAGAAAUAGUCGCUAACAUGAAAAAAUUUUUAGAAGAUAGUGGCGUGUGUCUUGAUGCUUUCAAUAGGCCGUCGGUAUCUAGAUCUAAAACCAUAAUAUUAGCAAAAAAUUUACCUGCAAACACCACUAGUUACGAAAUAACAAAUAUGUUUAAAAAAUUUGGCCAUCUUGGACGAAUUGUAAUGCCACCAAAUGGCUUGACUGCCCUUAUAGAGUUUCUUGAACCAUCAGAAGCACGCACAGCAUUCACAAAAUUAGCUUAUUCUAAAUUUAAAAAUUUACCCUUAUAUUUAGAAUGGGCUCCUGAGAAUACAUUUUUGCAGCCAUUUAAACCUUCAACUAAUACUAGAAUACAGGAAGUAAUUUCUGAGGAAAAUUCAAAUACUCUUGAACCUGAAAAGAAGGGGGAUGAGCAGCAAGUAUCAUCAUCACAAGCAGAAGAAGUAGAUGAUGAAGAACCCGAAGAAAAUACCACCUUAUUUAUAAAAAAUCUAAACUUUGAGACUAGAGAGCCUGCAAUCAGAGAUGCUUUCAGUAAAUGUGGAAAAAUUCACUGUGUUACAGUUGCCACAAAAAAAGAUCCCAACAAUCCUGGGCAGCGUUUAUCUAUGGGUUAUGGAUUCAUUCAAUUUAAGCAUAAAUCUAGUGCUGACAAUUGUAUUAAAAACAUGCAACAAAUGCAGUUAGAUGGUAAAUCACUGGAGUUAAAACGGUCAGACAGAAUUCUCAAAAAUGAAGAGAAGACCAGUAGAAAAGUAAACAAAACUGCUGAUCAGACAGGAACAAAAAUUUUAGUUAGGAAUAUACCAUUUCAAGCUAAUAAGAAUGAAAUUAUGCAGUUAUUUCAAGCAUUUGGAGAAAUCAAAGCACUUAGAUUGCCUAAAAAGAUGACUCCUGGGGAAAAUCAGCACCGAGGAUUUGCAUUCGUGGACUAUCAUACUAAAUCUGAUGCAAAGCAAGCAUUUGAAUCUCUGUGCCAAAGUACACAUUUGUACGGUCGGAGAUUAAUCUUGGAAUGGGCAGCUGCAGAAGAAGAUGUUGAAGAUAUUAGAAAGCGCACAGCAAAACAUUUUCAUCAAUCUGAGACUAUCAGCAGCAAGAAGGCUUUGAUCGAUGGUUCUAAAAUAGGUUUGCAUGAAAAGUCCAGCUGA
This is a messenger RNA of Ctenocephalides felis (cat flea), 2793 nucleotides long. Its product is annotated as probable RNA-binding protein 19. NCBI's taxonomy places the organism in Eukaryota, Metazoa, Arthropoda, Insecta, Siphonaptera, Pulicidae. The record is from RefSeq and is a predicted model, not a curated record. Gene Ontology annotation, molecular function: mRNA binding. The transcript has 9 exons. Gene Ontology annotation, cellular component: nucleus; cytoplasm; ribonucleoprotein complex.